AUGGUGAAUAUUGAAGAUAGCUCCUCUCUCCGUUCCGUUAGCGAUGACGAUUCCGUCGAUUUACUGAUGUCCGAUGGAUCAUCUGGGUUGGAGAUAGAUGAAACAGCAUAUAGUGGUGCAACACAACCACAUAUGUUUGAGCCAGAGACAGAUUCCAGCUCUGAUGAGAAUUCGGAGGCCGACCCCGAUGUUCUGACAUUACGGCUUGGAGGCAACAAAUGGUGUAGAUGUGGACAUUGCCAGAAAAUGUCCACCGAGACAGAAAGUAUUUGUUGUCAGGAGAUAGAGGAGGUCCAGACCUUGAUGAGCAAACACCCCAACAGAUUGGCAUGCAUCACAGAUCAUCCUGGCUUUGAAGUCAUUUGUUUAAACGUAUAUGUCCUUGAGACAGCAUACCUGACUUUUCGCCAGUAUCAUGGUCCAUUGCCAGAUAAUCAGAACAAGAAAAAUAGAUACAUUGCCUACAGACAAUUUGUGAGAUGGUGCUGGGGUUGGCUUGGUCGACAUGUGCGUGUGACACUUCCAGCUUGUGCCGUGUCUUCAAUUAGAAACACUUUCCCUGCACCUGAUGGACAAUAUAAUGGAUUUCAUUUUGAAUAA
Messenger RNA from Ylistrum balloti, 600 nucleotides. RefSeq names its product P2X purinoceptor 7-like. The record is from RefSeq and is a predicted model, not a curated record. The transcript has 3 exons. Lineage: Eukaryota; Metazoa; Mollusca; Bivalvia; Pectinida; Pectinidae. Bases 1 to 600 code for a protein of 199 amino acids.